AUGUCGUUCGACGCAUUGUCACCCCUAGAGGUGGUUGAAUCCCUCGCAAAGACUGGAGUACACAAGGGAAAUAUGCGGCUGGAUAAGGUCUUCCUGAGCUCUGUUUCAGCUGGUUGCUUGCUUUCUUUUGCUUGCGGUACUGCCUUGAGCACGAAUGCCUCACCCUGGUACGCAGAAAAUGCUGCUGGGUUGAUCCGCACUAUUAGUGCCUUGGUUUUCCCUUACGGCUUGUGCAUGAUCAUUCUGACGGGUGCAGACCUUUGCACUGGAUCUUUCAUGUACACUACCAUCGCAGCUCUACAGCGAAAGUUGCCAUGGUGGAAAAUGAUUGUUCACUGGGUAGUGACCUUUCUUGGAAACCUAGCUGGGUCUUUGUUCAUGGUUGGGAUUAUCUUCGGCUAUGGUGGCGUUUUUGAUGCGGACCCUUUCAAGUCCACCGUCAGUACAUUUGCGACCAAGAAACAGGUUACCCCAGACUUUCGCAUGAUUUUUCUGCGGGGCAUUGGCUGCAACUGGCUGGUUUGUCUAGCAUGUUUUUUCGGGGCGCAAGGACGUGAUCUUGGGUCGAAGAUAAUGGGUAUUUGGUGGCCAAUCUUUGCCUUCGUUUCACUUGGAUUUGAUCACGUCGUUGCCAACAUGACUUUUAUUCCCCUUGCUAUCUGGGUUGACACACCUGGAAUUUCCGUGGGAUUGUAUAUCUGGAAGGGCAUCAUUCCUACCUUGAUUGGAAACAUUCUUGGAGGUGGUUUGUUCUGCGGAACCUAUUACUGGUACAUGUAUCUUCUCGAUAUUAACCAGCUUCCUUUAGUUGGCCGCAAUAAGAGUGCUGACGGCACUGAGGUUAACACCCCAGAAGGAAUGUCUAUCGCUCAUGAAGAUGUUGAGAAGAAUGCUGGGAGCUCAGGCCCAGUUUAA
Messenger RNA from Penicillium angulare, 915 nucleotides. RefSeq names its product formate/nitrite transporter family protein. Bases 1 to 915 code for a protein of 304 amino acids. Gene Ontology annotation, molecular function: high-affinity secondary active nitrite transmembrane transporter activity. Gene Ontology annotation, biological process: nitrite transport; transmembrane transport. Lineage: Eukaryota; Fungi; Ascomycota; Eurotiomycetes; Eurotiales; Aspergillaceae. Gene Ontology annotation, cellular component: membrane. The transcript has 4 exons. The record is from RefSeq and is a predicted model, not a curated record.